AUGAAUAAACUAAAAGAGAAAAAAAAAAUCAAAAAGGUGAGAUAUGAUAAAAGUGAAUUUUCUCAAAGAAAAGAAAAAGUUCAUAAUACCAGUCAACAUGUUAAUACAUUAGAAAUUAAAGAUGGCCCAAAAUGGAGGAAUAAAAAUGAGAAAAAAACUCAAAUUAAUAUAAAAAAUGAUUUACUUGAUUUAAAAAAUAAUAAAAAUACAUGUAACACUAAAAGCGAUAGUAUCAAUAAAACAUAUGAUAAAGUUGAAGAAUUAACAAAAAAUAAAAAAAAAAUUUUAAAUGAUAAUAACAACUAUUUUUCUAAAAUAGAAAGCAAAAGUUUAUCAAAUAUUGAUUCUCCUAGUUGUAUUAAUAAUAAGAGUAAAAUUAUUGAUAGAAGAAAUUGUAAAGGAAAAAGUAAAAAAUUGAAAAUAGGAAAUAAUGUAUAUAGUAAAACAGGAUUUAGUAUAACAGAUUUAAAAAAAAAAAAAAUUAUUGAAUUAACUGAUAGUAAGAAAUUGUUAAAUGACAAAAAUUUAAAAGAAAAUAAACUUGUAAAAAAUAAGAAAAUAAUAAAGAAUACAUGUAAAAAAUAUAAACCUGAAGAAUUAGAAAAUAAAAAAAGUUUUAAAAAUAAUUUUUCUGAUGUUUCUAUUAAUUUAGAAGAAAAUUUAAAUAAUAAGAUGGAAUCUAAUUAUUUAUUAAGUUCUUUAGCUAAAAAAAAAAAUAAAAAAAAUAUUUUUUUAAAAAGUUUAAUUAGAAAAAAAAACAUUGAUUCUGACGUAAAUAAUUCAAAAACAAAUAGCCUUUUUUAUUUACAUUCUUUAAAAAAUAAUAAUUUAAAUCCUUUAAAGAAUAUUAGUUAUAAAUUUAAAAGUAGUAAAGGUUCAGGAUCACUUUUCAUGUAUGAAAAAAAUACAAAAGCUGCAUAUUUUACAAAUAGUAAUGAUAAUAAAAGUUAUAAUUUUAAUUAUAAAAAUGAUAUAAAUAAAGAUAGAAACUCAUAUUCAGAUACAAAUAUAAGUUAUUCACCCCACCAAAAAAAAAGAAAAAAAAAAAAUAUUUAUAACAUAUUGUUUUAUGAUGAAUGUUUUAAGGAUUAUCAAUAUAAUAAUGAAGGAAAUACUCAAAUUAAUAAUAUCUCGAAAAUUUAUGAAUUAUUUUUUAAUGUGUAUAAAAAGAAAAAGUUAAUUAACUUUGAAAAAAAUAAAAUAUUUUUAAAAAAAAAUAUUUUUUUUCCUUAUGCAAAUUAUAAUUUAUCUUUAAGAAGUAUUCAAAAAAGAAAAUACAAUCUUAACUUUAAAAGAGACAAAAAUUUUAAAAUUAAGAAAAAAAACAAUAAAAUAAUAAAAAAAGAGGAGAUAAAAAUACAAAAAAAUACAUUAAAUAAUAAGAAUUCUAAUGAGUGUCUUAACAUACAGAAUAAAAAUAAAUAUACCCUAUUCCCAAAUGACUCCAUAGAUGAAAAGGAAUUAAACAAAAUAAAAUAUAAUAAAACAAUUAAUAUAGAGGAAAUCAAGGAGAAGAAUAUGCAAAACAUAAAUAAUUUAAAAUAUAAUAUGGAAAACAAAGACAAUGAAAGUAAUCAUUAUACAAAAAAUGAAGAAACUGAAAAUGUUCAUAAAGAAAAUAAUUCAAAUACAAAUGUAGAAAUAUUUAAGGAGUUUGAAUAUAAAGAAAACAAAAAAAUUAAUACAAAUGAUACAAAUAUGAAAAAGACACUUGAAGAAAAAAAUGAAGAAAUAUCUGAAAAAGUAAAUCAAAAUGUAUAUGAAGAGGUAAAUGAUAAAGAAAAUAAAAAUGAAUAUUCCAAUGAAAAAAUAAAUAUUAAUAUAAAUGAAGGUAUGGAAGAAAAAGCAUGUAACUUUAUACCUAAAAAAACUGAUGAAGAAAUAAACAAAAAUAUAUGUGAAGAAAUAAGUGAUAAAUCAAAUAAUGAAGUAAUUAAAAAAAUAUUUGAAAAAAAAAAUGAAAAAUCAGAUAAAGAAAUCAACGAAGAUAAAUGCACAGUUAUAAAUGAAAAAGAGUAUGAGAAUACAAAAAGAAAAUCAGAUAAAGAAGGAAAAGAAAAUAUUUGUGACAAUAUAAAUGAAGAAAAGAAUCAAAAUUUAAAUGAAAAAAUAAAAGAAUUAAAUAACGAAAGUGUUAAUAAAGAUGAAAUAAAGAAAAAUGAAGUAGAAGGAACAAAUAAAGAAUUAAAAAUAAAUUCAAAAAAUUUUAUAAAAUAUGAUGAAACAUUAUUUGAAAACUUUUACAAUGAUAUUUUUCUUAAAAAAGGAAAAAUUGUUACACAUAAAAGAAAAAAAUAUUUUUUAACUUAUAAAAUUAUAAAAGAUUGUUAUUUUCGUAUUUUAAUUUUAAAUAAUGAAAAGUUAGAAAAAAAUAUACUUCAAAUAAUAGCAAUACAAGAUGUUGUUUUAAGUGAUAAAAAUGUAAAAAUUGAAAGUGAUACUUUAUAUGUAAGGAAUAAUGAUAAGUUAUACGCUAUUAACUUUUUGAAAGUUUUUUGUUUAAAAUAUUUAAAAAAAUUAAAAACAAUAAGUGAAAUAAUAUUUUCUGAUUCUGACAUUUAUACUAAAGGAAAGGAGAAACAUGAAAUUUCUGAAGUUCUCAAUACAUUUGAAAAUACAUCGGGUAUUAAUAUAAAAAAAGAAAAUAAUGUAGAAAAAAAUACGAAUGAAAUAAGUUCUUCCUAUAAUAAUAUUAAUGAAAUAAAUUCAUUUAACAAAAAUUCUGAUGAAAUAAACUCAGUUAAUAAGAAUGGAGGUAAAAUAAAUAUUAUAAGUAAUAAUAUAAGUGAAGAAAAUUUAUCAAAAGAAUAUAAUGAUAAAUAUAAAGAAAACAAAUUAACUGAGAAUACAUUAAACAAUUUGAAUGAUAAUUGUUGUAAAAGAGAAAGGGAGAUUAGGAAAACAACAAAAACUAUUGAAAAAGAAAAAAAUCAUAAAAAAAUAAAAGAAAAUUUUAAAAAUAAUGCUAUUAAAGAAGAAAAUAUGUUUUCUUACAAAAAUACAUAUGAUGUUAAUAAUAAAAAAAAAAGUUUAAAUAUUAAAAUAAAAAAAAAAAAAAGUUCCAACAGUACAUCAAAAAAGAGAAAGGUAAGUGUAACAAAUGAAAAUAUUACUGAUAAUUUUAAUUUAAAUAUAAGAAAAUAUAAAAACAGAAAUAAUUUGAAAAUAAAAAGGAGAAAAGGAAAUUCUAAAGUAGAAGAAUGUAAUUAUUCAGGUUUUAUAUAUAAUGAAAAAAAAAAAUUUUAUUUUAAUGUUCAUAAAAUUAAAGAUAUAAUUAAUAUGAUAAGAGGAUCAGAAGAAAAAACAAGAUUUUAUUUAGAUACAAAUAAUAGUAAUAUAAAAAAAAAGUUAAAAUUAUUAAAAAAAGUUCAAAAUAUUCUUUUUUUGGAAAAUUUGAAUAUUGAUGAAAAUGAGGUACUUUUUAAAAAACCCAAAUUUUUUAAUUGUAUAAUAGAAGAAUCUUUAGAUAAUUAUAAUAUAAUAUAUCAAAUACAAAAUGGGAAAUAUCAUGUAUUUGAAAAUAAAUUAGAUGAAAUGAAAAAAAAAAAAAAAAAAAAAAUAGAAAACGACUCUUCUAACAAAUAUAUUGAACUAAAAGAUGAAGAAAAAGGUUUUAAAUAUAUUGGAUAUCGCGUAAGCUUUGAAUUAAAAAAAGAUAAUAAAAAAAAAAGACACGUUAAAAUAGGAAUUAUAAAAUACUAUUCUCCUAAAUAUAAGCAAUUUUUUAUUCAUCAUAUAGAAAAUUAUAGACUUAACAUACAAAGUGAUACACCAAAGAGUAUCAAUAAAGAAAUUAAUCAUUUAAAAAACAACGAUAAUUCAUUUUUGAAUACACGAAAAAAUACUAAUUCCAUUGAUAUGAAGAAAUAUACAGAUAACUAUAUGUAUAACUUAUGUGACAAUGCAGAUGCAAACGAAAAUAAUAAGAAUAAUAAAAUAGAUGAAAAUAAUAAAGAAGAGUAUAGCGAAAAACAUAUGGAGAAUAAGGAAGAAUUAUUUAUAAGUUACGAAAAUGUAAUAGAGGAAGAAAAUGAUAAAAAAAAAAAUGAUUUAAUUUUUUCAGAUAUAAAAGGUUGGUAUUCCCCAUAUUUUUACAAUAUAAAAAUAUUAAAAACUACUAAAGAAUUUGAAAGAUUUGAUAUAUUAGAAAAAUGUGAUAAAAAAAAGGAAAUGAAUAAUAACAUUUUAAAAGGAAAUGAUGAAUGCUCCGUUUGUAAAUGUAAAAUAUUAUUUAUGAAAGGGUAUGAUCAUUAUACUAAUAAUCUCUCUACAUAUAUUUAUGAGUUGAGUUCUGAAAAAGAAAAGAAAAGAAUGGAUGAGGAAAAUAUAAUAAAUGUAUAUUGGGGUGUCAAAUGUUUUAUUUGUUCUAAAAAAUUUCAUGCUAAUUGUUUAGAUGAUGAAGUUAUUAUAACUAAAAGUUACGAUAAAAAUAUUUUAAUGAAGGAGUAUAAAAAAUAUAUUUAUAAAAAUAGUUUAAAAAAGGAUAAAAAGUGUUUCAAUAUUGAAAAAGAAAAAAGCUCUAAAAAUAUAAACAAAAUAGAGGAGAAAAUGAAAAUUAAGGGUAAUUCAAAUGAACAAAAAGUAUAUAGAAAAAAAAAAAAUAUAAAUAGCAGUAAUAAUAAUAAUAAGAAUGCAAAUAAGAAUGAUAAUUCAAUUAAUUACGCAAGUAAUUCUAAUUGCCAUGAUUCUUCUUUUGAUCCAUCACAAAAGAAUCAUGAGAAAAAUAAACAGAAUAAUUUUAGUAAGGAUAAAAAUGAAAAUGUUGGUAAUAAAGACCAUGAGAAAAAUGAUGCAGGUAUAUGUGACACAAAUUGUGUGCAAAAUGAUGAAUUAAAUGAGAUUAAGAGUGAUUGUAUAAAUGAGAAUAAGAAUGAUUUCAUUAAUGAUUGCAAAAUAGUUGAUGAAUUUAGUGACAUAGAUGCAAAUAAUAGUAUGAAAACAAAGAACAAGAAAUAUAGAAAAUGCAUCAAUUAUAUUCCAUUAGUGAAAUAUAAUGAUGUAACAUAUAAAAAAUUUAUUUGCAAAGAUUGUUAUCGUUGUAUAUACUGUUGUGAAAGUAUUUAUAAUUAUAAACAAACACCCAAUAUAGCUAAUUAUGUAAUUUGUAAAAAUUGUCAUCUGGUAGCUCAUGGAUCUUGUUGUUUUCCAAAUGUUCCAGAUAUAUAUUUAUUUAAUUGGAAAUGUGAUGACUGCUUAAAAUGUAAUAAAUGCAAUUAUUCGAAUUUAUGUUUUAUAAAUUACAAUGAGUGGGAGUUUCAUUUAGAUUGUUGUAUAAAUUGUUAUAAAGAAUAUGAAAAAAAAAAUUUCUGUAUUAUUUGCAAUGAAAAGUAUGAAAUGAAUGACAGUAGUAAAUGGGUACAAUGUGAUGUUUGUAAAUUUUGGAUACAUUUAAAUUGUGAUAAAAAUGAAAAUAGAAAUAUAGAAAUAUUAUCAAUUAAAAAUAUUAAUUAUAAAUGUCCAACUUGUAGUUAUGGUUCUUUUCAUGAUAAAAUUGAAAGAAUUUUAUAUUUAUUAUUUUUAUUAGAUAAAUAUAAAAAUUUUACUUUUCAUGUACCAAUUAAUUUUUAUAUAUAUUGGAGAAUUGUAAAAAUUCCUAUGAAUUUAUAUAUAAUGAAGAAAAAGAUAUGGGAGAAAAAAUAUAACACUAUUUUAGAUUUUUUAUAUGACUUUAUUUUAAUUAUACAUAAUGCAAAAACAGUCCAUAUGCCUAAUACUUCCAUAUAUAAAAAUGCUUGUAAUUUUGAAAAAAAAGGUAAAGUUAUUAUUAAAAAUAUGUUUAAUAUGAGCAACGAAGAAUUAAAUAAAUACAUUGCAGAGUGUUUAGAUAAAUAUAAAAAAGUUAUUAAUGAAGAAGCUAAUAACAAUGAUAUUAUUAAAAAUGACAAUGAUAUUAAAAAUAGUGAAACAACUUUUACUAGUGAUGCACAUAAAUUAGGAAGUGGUAAUAAUUCAGGAAAAGAAGAUACCUUUUCUAAAACAAAUGAAUAUUUGAUCGAUAGAAAAAAUAUUUCAACAGAUGAUUCGAUUAUAAAUACUAAAAAAGAUAAUGAAUUAAGAUAUAAUAACGAAUCAUUAAAUAUUUUAGAAAAAAAAAAAAUAAAUUUAACCAAUAACAAUUCUGUAGAAAGAAAUGAUUAUAUACUUAAUAACAUAGAUAACAAUUUUAUUAAAUCAAAUAAUCCUCAUGAAGAAAAUAACAGUACACAUUUUUUUAGUAAUGAUCAUGUAAUUAAUAAAACAAAUAGCAAUAAUGUAAACAAUACUUCUGAAAAAAUAAAUGUUGAAGAUAUUAAUAAUAUAGAUUAUAAUAGUAAUUUAUGUGAUAUGAAAUCUGGUGGUAUAGAUAAUGAUUGCAUAAAUAAAGAAAAAAAAUUAUUUUUAAGUUAUGAAAAUAAUAAUAUUAAUAAUGAUAUAAAAAAAGAAGAUAUAUUCUAUGGUAUUAAAAUUAGUAGUAAUAAUAAAAAUAUUUUAAAUGAUAGUAUUUAUAAAAAGAGAAAAUUAGAAAAUAUAGAAAAAGAUAUUACACAUUGUGAAAUACAUGAAUUAUUUAACUUUAAAAGUAAUUCUUUUUUUAUACAUAGAAAUAAAGAAAUUUUUGAAUCAUCUGAUAAUUAUGUCACUAAUUACAACAUUAUUAAUAUAAGUACAACUAGUAAAAUUUAUUUUAAUAGAAAAUUUGACAAAUAUGAUGAUUUUGAUGUUUGUAAAAUUCUUAAAGUUCAUAUAUUGAAACAUUUUAAUAAAAAUAAUAUUGAGAUUAAUGAAAAUAAAAAUGAACAAGGAAGUAUCUUACUUAAACAAGAAAAGGAUUAUAAAGAUAAAAACUUUAAAGAAAAUGAAUAUGAAAAUAAUAUAAUUAAAAUAAAAUCAACGGAAAAAGAUAAUAUAGAACAAAAUGAAUAUAAAAUAAAAGAAGAAAGAGACGAAAUAAAAGAAAAUCAAGAAGUUGGAAUUAAUUUAACUGAAAAAAAUAUAAGUGAAAUAAAUAAAGAUGAAAAAAAUUUUAAAAAAACUGAUAAUAUUAUUAAUGAGAGUAUUGACUCAAAUUUAUUCAUAAGUAAUGAUAUUUUUAUGAUUGAUGUUUUGAAAGAAAAAGUAAAAUCUAACAAUAUGAAAAGAGAGCAAAAAAAAAUUGUAAGUCCAUUAAAUAAUAUAUUUAAUUUUUUAAAAUGUAUUCAAAUAAUUUUUUUUGAUAAAAAAACAGAAUAUAAUAAAAAAAAAAAGGUAUCUACAAUAAAUAAAAAUCAUAAUAAUUAUGAAAAUGAUGAAAUUUCAUUUAAUCAUAAUAACAAUACUAGUAAAUUUAUAGAUGAUUCAUUUAACAAUACAAUUCCUUUACAUAAUAAAAAACACAAUUUAAUUCCUACUAAUAUUCUUAAUUCAGUAAAUUAUUAUUGUUUCUAUGAUGAAAUUAUGAAAAAAAAAGGAAAACAAAUUAAGUUAUACAAAAAUGAUAUAUUAAAGGAAUAUUGUCAUAUUUGUGGGUCAAUAGAAUAUAAAAAUUCCUUUUUAUUUUGUUCAGUAUGUGGUAUUUCUUUUCAUUACUCAUGUGUAAAUAUAUUUCAUCCAUUUUUAUUUAAUUUAAAUGAUUUUGAUGAUCAUAAAAAGGAGAUAAAUAAUAUUUUAAAUGUUUUAACUAGGAAUUUUAAAUGCAGUAAUUGUAUUAAAUGCGAUAAAUGUUAUAACGUGUUUGACGAAACUAUUAAUGAUUCACUCUAUUUUAAAAUAAAAAAUUUCAAUGUUUUUAAUAACAUUUUUAAAAACAGAACUCACAUUUAUCUAUAUAAUUUAAAGAUAGAAUUUCUUUCAUUAAAAAAGAAAAUAAAUAGUAAAAAAAAAGAAUGCUUAAAAGAUAAAAAAUCAGAUGAGAAUGUUGAAAAAAAUAUAGAUAAAUAUCAAAAUGACCAAGAUAAAAGUAUCUAUGAAGCUAAAUUAACAUCAAAUGAUAACCUUCCUAAUGAUUUAUAUUCAUGUAAAGAUCAAGUAGAAAAAAAAAAAGAAAGCAAAAAUAGUCAAGAUGAAGAAAAAAAUUGUGUUUCCUUUUUUAAUAAACAACAAAAAAAGAAACAAAUUGAAAAUAGUAAUUAUUGCAAUGAUAUUAAUGAUUUUAAUAAUUCUAUUAAGAAAGAUAAUAGUUUAGACAAAAUAUAUAAUGAGAAUAAAUUAAAAGUACAAAAUAAUACUACUGAAAAAGAUUUACAUAGAAAAAAAGAAAAAGAAAAAGAAAGUGUAGCACACAUUAAUCAAAGAAAGUUUGUAAAAAUAUUAAGUGUUCAUGAUGAAACUUCUAAAAUAUUUAAAUGUUUCUGCUGUGGAAAAUCAUCGCAUAAUGAAUGUUUUUAUGCAAUUGAUAAUAAUACUAAUGAUAUUCUGAAAAGUAAAGUAAACAUUUCAAAAAGAACACUGAAAAAUUUAACUAAGAAAAAUAAAUAUGUAAAAAAAAACAAUUAUAAAAAAACUGGGAAAUAUAAAAGAAGUAAAUCAUUGAAUGAAUCAAUAGAGAAAUUUCAUGUUAUGAAUAAUACAUAUGAUAAUGUAGAAUAUGAUAAAGUUUUUAAUGAAAAUAUCAAAACAAACAAUUUUAAAUCCAAUAUAUUAGAUAAUAGUUUAUCAAAUUGUAAUACAGAAAAUUCUUUUACGAAUGAUAUUUUUAAUAAUAAUGAUAACAUUAAAACAAACAAAAAUAAUAAAUCAAAUGGUAAUGAAAAAAAUAAUGAUGAUUUUAUUGAUAAUUUAAAAUUAAAAUGUGAAUCUACUAAGUUGAAUAAUUGCAUUAAGAAGCAACAAAAUUUUCAAUUUUAUAAUAUGAACAAUAAUAAUGAUAUAAAUACAUAUAAUAAUGUUAAUAUGCAUGUGAAUAACAAUAUUAUUAACAAUAAUGAUAUUAGUACUAGCAUUUAUACUAUUAAUGAUGUUAAUAAUGAUACUAGUAUUAAUGAUAAACCUUUUAAUAUUAACAAUAAUAUUAAUAAAAUUGCAAAUAAGAAUAAUUUUCACGAUAAUAUUAUUAACAGUGAUAUUUAUGUCAAUAAUAAUUUUAAUUUCACUAAAGAUAGCAAUAGUAACAUUAAUAAUAAUAUUAACAUUGAUAAUAAUAUUAACCAUGAUAAUAAUAAUAAUAUUAACAUUGAUAAUAAUAUUAUUAACAUUGAUAAUAAUAAUAAUAUUAUAAUUAUUAAUAGUAAUAGUAAUUAUAAUCAAACUAUUAAUAAAAAUUUAGAAAAUGCUUUGAAGGAUCACGAUUUAAUAAUGGAAAAAUUGAAAGAAUAUAGAAUAAAUAAGAAUAAUAUUUAUAUAGAUAAAUUUUCUAAUAAUUUAAUUCUUAAUAAUGAAUUUAUCGUUGAUUGUUUUAAAGUAGAUCCAUGUGACAAAUUAAAUAAUGAAACUAUAAUUAUAAAUAAAAAAAUAUUUAAUAAAGUUAUUUUAGAUAAGAUUUAUGAAUUAAUAAAAAAAAAAAAAAGAAUUAAACUAAAAAAUUUAUUAAACUUAUUUAAAAUAGAUGAAUUUAGAGGUAAUUUUAUUAUCUACGAGAUUUUAAAUGCAUUGAAUAUAUAUCUUAAUGAAAAGCUAAGUGUAUAUAAAUUAUCUAAACUUGAAAAAAAUGUAAAAAGAGAAAAUACUAGAAAAAUAAAAAAUGAAAAUAUCAGUUUGUUUGAUACAAAUCUUAUUUUAAAUAAUCGAGAUGAAAUAAAUAUUACGAAAAAAGUAUUAAAAAUACAAUCAUUGAUAACAGAUAUUUUAUCAAAUGCCUUAAAUGGUAAAAUAAUUAACAAAAAAAAUAAAAUUAAAAAGUAUCAACGCUCAAAUAAUAAUAAGAGUUUAGAUAGUAAUAAUAAUACAAAUAAAAAUGAAGAUAAUAAACAUAAUAAUUAUAAUAGUAACAGUAAAAAUAUGUUAUUAAAGAAAAAUAAACAAAAUUUAUUAGAAUUACAUAAUUAUCCAACCCAUAGUAAUAGUAAUAAUAUUAAUAAAGAUAUGCCAAAUGAAAUAGCAUUUUGUGAUACAUAUAAUACAAGUGAUUUUAAAAAUAUAAAUAGUAUUAAUAAUUUAAAUAUUAUGGAAAAGGUAAAUUCAAAAAUUGUAAAUAGUAUAAAUAAUGUAAAAGAUAUAAAUAAUUUAAACAGUAUAAAUAACAUAGAUGAUAUGAAUAAUAUGAAAACACAUAAUAGCUCACUUUGUAGUACUGUGAGUUAUUGUAAUGAAAUAAAAAAAAAUUCUAUUCAAUUGAAUGAAAACGUCUGUGAAUUUCCUUAUAAUUUUAAUAAUUUCAAUGAAUCAAAUUUUAAAAUUAUUGAUUCAUCUAAUAAGAACAUUGAAGAAAGUGUAAAUUCCAAGAUAAAUUAUAAUUCGAUUUGUUAUAAUAAAUUAAAUAACUUAACUGAUUUAAAUAAAUCAAAUAAUAUAAAUAUUAAUAUGAAUAAUUUAAAUAAUUUAGAUGGAUGUAAUACUGAGAAAAAUGAUAUUCAUAAUAUAAGUACUUUUAGUAAUAAUUUUAAUAAUAUAAAUAAUUUGAAUAUUUUAAAUAAUACUAAUAAUGUGAAUAAUAUAAAUAAUUUUAAUGAUGAAAACAUAUUAAACAGUAAUAGAAACUUUAAUAAUAGAAAUAAUAUAGGUAGUGUAAAUAAUUUAUAUAAAACAAAUAAUACAAAUAACAUGAACAAUAGUGAAUAUAUGAAUAAUUCAAAUAAUAUUAAUGAUAUGACUAUUAUAGAAAAUGUAAAAAUGUUAAAUAGUAAUAAUGCUUUAAUAGGUGUAAACAACAUGGAAAUACAAAAUAAAUUUAUUAACUUUAAUAAUAUGAAUAAUUUAAAAAAUAUAAAUAAUGAAAGUGGUUUUAGUGAUAUGAAUAAUUUAAGCAACACAAAUUGUGUAACUAAUUUUUGUGAUUCAAAUAAUUUGAAAAAUAUAGACAAUUUAUAUAACUUUAACAAUAUGACGAAUUCAAAUGAAGUCAAUAGUAUAGAUAAUUAUAAUGAUAUAAAGACUUUUAAUGAUUUAAAAAAUGUAAAUGGAACAAAUAAUUUAAAUGAUAUGAAUAAUAUAAAGAGUAUUAAACAUUUUAAUAAUAUAAAUGGUUUCAAAGAUUAUAUUCCACAUAAUUCUAUGAAUGUAAAUGUGAAUGUAAAUGAAUCGAAUUUUCAAUAUUCAUCAUAUAUACCAAAUAAAAUGGAAUAUAUAACAAAUAAUAUAUAUAUAGAUGAAAAUAUAAAUCAAUCCGGUUCAUUUAACCAUGAUAUGGAUGUAUAUAAGAACAAUUAUUAUUUUUAUAAUAAAAUGCUUCUUAAUAAUAAUCCCAAUAGCAAUGACAAUUUAAAUAUAAAUACCACCACCACCACUGAUUAUAAUUUUUUGAAAAACAAAAAUAAUAAUUUUGUCAUGAAUAAGAAUAAUAUAUCUUACAAUCAAAUAAAAAAUGAGAACAGUGAAAUGAAUGAAAAUUUAAUAAAUAACAAUAAUCAUUUUAUAAUUAAUGAUAAAGAUAAUUUCAAUAAUAAUGGAAAUUUGGAAUAUAUUAAAAAGGAUGAUAAUAAUUCUUUUCAAAAUAUUAUAUUUCAGAAUUCCUCCGAUAUGUAUCAAAUAAAUAGAGAUAAUAAUUUUAGUAGAAAAUAUUACCUGAACAAAACAGAUGAAAAUCAUUCUUUAAAUAAUGUAAAUACUUUGAAUGAUUCCUACAAUGUAUAUAAAAAGGAUAACAACAAAAACAUGAAAGGUUACUCAAAUUUAUUAAAAAGUAGUACAUUGAAUUAUGAUAGUACUCCUUACACUGAUGGUAAUAGAAAUGCAUUCUGCACAAAUAACUUGUAUCAAACUGAUGAAUUAACAAAUAAUAUUAAUAAUGAUAAUAAUAGUACUAAAUAUAAAACAAAUGAAUCAAAUAUAAAUAAUGUAAACGAAAGAAAUAUUUUCUUUCAAAACUUUGAUGUUGUAAAUAGUAAUACUAAUAAUACAAUUAAUGAUUCGUAUAAUGAAAAUAAUUUAAAAAUAAAAACAGACAAAAUAAUUGUAAAAAAAUUACAGGAAGGUGAAAACAAAUAUAAAAUGACUAUAGAAGAAUGUGAUAAAGUUAUUCACAAAAAUUCAGAGCCUUAUGAAAAUAAUAGUAAUAAAGAGAAUCAUUUAAAAUUGGAUAACGAAACAAAAAAUGAAGAGAAUAAUUUUUCUUAUGUAAACUCAAACAAAAUUGAAAAUGAUGAAAAAAUAGGAAAUGAAUAUGAAAAUAAUUAUAAUUUAAAAUUCUCCGAAAAAAAUAUAAAUGAUGAAAUGUUAAAAGGAGAAAAAAAAAUAAAGAAGAGAAAAUUAUUUCUUGAUUAUAAGAAUGUAUUAAUAAAAAAAGAAAAAUGUUUUAUUGAUAGUAACUUAAAAGAAUUAGAUGACAAUAAUUUAAAUAAUAUAAAUGAUAAUGUAAAUAAAAGUGUAGAAAAGAUAAAGUAUGAAAGAAAUGUCUUUAGUGGUGAUAUAAAUAAAUUGACAAUUAAUAAUGAAACAAAAAAUGGAAAAAAAAAAAAAACAAAAGAAGAAAAAGAAAGAGAAAAGAAAAUGAAAGAGGAAAUAAAAAAAAAAAAGAAAAAAGAAAAACAAAAAGAAAAGGAGAAAGAAAAGAGUAGAAAAAAGGAAAUGAAAAAUAACAAAAAAAAAGAUAAACAAAAAGAAAAAAAAAAAAAAAGAAAUUCCUCUAUUGAUCAAUUCCAUCUUAAAAAUAAUAGUUCUACUGAACUUUCAGGUGAUGAUAAUUUAAUUUGCAAAAGCAUGUCUAAUGAGGAAUUUUCUACUUAUCAUAAUAAAGAAAAAAAAAUGAAUAUUCAUGGCAAUAAUAUAUCGGAUGAGUUAUCUUCACAUUCAUGUUUUUUUGAAUCUAUUGAAAAUGGUUGCUUAAUUAAAGAUAAUUAUAAAAUAGAUAUAAAAAACAUGAGAAUUAAUAAAUUAACUAACUUUUUAAAAAAUAAUAAAUUCAUAUUGAAGUCAAAGUUCAAGAGAAUUACCCCCAAUACAUACAUUUGUCUUAAUUGCAUUACAUUAUAUAAGAAUGAUUUUUCUUUUAAUUUUUUUAGUGAUGAACUUGCAGAAUUUGAAAAAUGUUUAAAUAAAAAUGAUAAUGAGGCUUGCAUAAUGGAUGCAAAAUGUAAAAUUAAUAUUAAAAACUCUAGCUUAAUUAAAAAAGAAAUUAAAAAAGAGGGUAAAAGAACAUAUAUAAAAAAAAAAAAAAAUAUUAAUAAUCAUAAUAAUAUAGAUAAUGAAAAUGGUAAUAAUGAUAUAAAUAAUGAAAAUAAUAAUAAUAAAGAAAUUGAUAAUAUUAUAUAUAAUUCAAUUAAAAAUGAAAACAAUAUAAAUAAAAAUGAAGAUAGUAUAAUUAACAAAAUUGAUAAUAUUACAAAUAAUUCAAAUAAAAAUGAAAACAAUAUAAAUAAAAAUGAAGAUAGUGUAAUUAACAAAAUUGAUAAUUUUACAAAUAAUUCAAAUAAAAAUGAAAACAAUAUUAAUAGGAAUCAAGAUAAUAUAAUUAAAGAAACUCAUGAUGUUAUAAAUAAUUCAAGCAAAAAUAUUAGUAAUAUAAAUGAAGAAAAUGAAAAUAAUAAAAAUAAAAAUGAAAACAUUGUGAAUAAAAGUGAAAAUAAUAUAAAUAAAGAAACUGAUAAUAAUAUAAAUAAUUCAAGCAAAAAUAUUAGUAAUAUAAAUGAAGAAAAUGAAAAUAAUAAAAAUAAAAAUGAAAACAUUGUGAAUAAAAAUGAAAAUAAUAUAAUUAAAGAAACUGAUAAUAAUAUAAAUAAUUCAAGCAAAAAUAUUAGUAAUAUAAAUGAAGAAAAUGAAAAUAAUAUAAAUAAUGAAAAUAGUGUAAAUAAAGAAAAUGAUAAUUAUAAGAUGAAUAAUUCAAAUGAUAAAUUUAAUAAAACAAUUAAUGAUAAUGAUGAAAACAAUAAUAGUAACAAUUCUUAUUAUGAAACUAAUGAGAAGUAUAAGCAAAAGUGUAGUGAUUAUAUUAAAGAAAUAAUAAAUAGUAAAAAUGAAAGAGAAGAAAAAAGCACAGAAUUAAGAAACAUUAAUAAUUUGGAUAAUAAAGAAAACAAUAAUUUUACACAAGGAAAUGUUGAAAAUGACACUAUCAUAUAUAAUAAAGAAAAAAAAAUAUAUAAAAAAAAUUAUAGUAGAGUUAAUAUACGUAAAAAUAAAAGUAAAUAUUUUCAAAUAAAUAACGAAAAAGGUAUCAAAUAUGACCGAGAAUGUGUAUACUGGAUAAAUAAAAUAUCACUAUAUAAUAAUUUAUAUUUUAAUCAUAACUAUUUAAAAAAAAAUAUAAAAAAACAUACGAAUAUAAAUUAUUUUUUUAAAAAUAAACUAAAUUUUUAUAAAUGUUCUAUUUGUUGUAUGCUUUUUAAAUGGAAUACUGAAAAAAAUGAUAAUAUAAUAGAAGAAGAAAAUGAUAAUUUCAAUUCAUUAUAUAUAUGCAAUUUAUGUAGUUUACGUUAUGAUUAUAUUUUAAAGCUUUUAGCUUUUGAUGAAAGUUGUAUAAAUUUUAAUAAUAUUAACAAAGAAGAAAAUAUAGAAGGAAAGUUGUAUGAACUUUUAUACUUCAUAAUAAAAAUGAAUUAUAAUCAUAUUUAUAAAAAAAAUGUAUAUAAAGAAAUGUAUAAUAUGUUAGAUGAAAUCUUUAAAGAGAAUAUCAAGUUUCCAUAUAUCUUAAUAUUCUAUAAUAAUUUCUUUAAGUAUGAAGAAUUUUAUCUGUUUUUUAUGAAUAAAAUAAAGAAAGAUGUUUAUUUUAAGAAAAAAUUUUUUAAAAAAGAUAUUUAUAAAUCGUGCAGUUUUUCAAACUUUUAUACUAUGAAGUAUAUGUUAGAUUUAUUUCAUAAAAAAAUAUAUAAAAAUAAUUGCACACAUAAUAAAACAUUUACAAAUUUAUUCAAUGUAUACAGCAUAGCACGAAAAACUUUAUUUUUAUAUUUAAAUAAAUCAAAUAAUUAUUUUGAAGAAAUUGUUAAUCAAUCUAUAUACUUUUUAUAUUUGUAUUACUUAUAUAAAUUAUAUAGGAAUGCGAGAAAAUAUUAUACUCAUUUAGGAUUAAGUAGAGAAUUCAUAACAUUUAAUAAUGACAUAAAAAAAGGAAAAAAAAAAAAAAAAUAUGACAAUAUAUCCAUUAAAAUUAAAAAUAAUGAUUUAUUUGAAAAUAUAAAACGAAUUUUUAAUGAAAAGGAAUCAGAAGAUUUUACAUUUGAUAAAUGCAAUGAAAAAAGAAGAAUCAUGUGUAAUAAUGGUAACCUUAAAAGUGAUAAUAAUAAUAAUGACAAAAAAAAGAGAAAUAAUAUGUAUAAAAAGGAAAAUAAAGUAGAAUCAAACGUUGAUUUAUGCGAUAAAGAAAUAUUAAUGAGAAAAAAAAAUUCUUUUAGUAAUUCAAAUAAUGUAAUAAAAAAAAUUAAUAAUAAAGAUGCCUUUGAAAAAAAAGUUAAGGAUUAUGUAAAAAAAGUGAAAUUUACAAUAAAAAAUAAAUUAACAUUGUAUGUAAAAAUUAUGCUAUACAAAUAUAUUGAAGAAAGCUUAUGUUUUUUAAAAUAUGAAAACAGUGUAGAGAGUAAAAAAAAAAAUAGUAAAAUAUGUUUCUUAUGUAGUUUUGGUAAUUAUUUAUAUAAAGGAAAAUUAAUUCCUUUUUAUAAUUUAUAUUUACAUAGUGAAUGUUUAAAGUGGAGCUUAAAUUGUAUACAAUAUUAUAAUUUUAAUAGUAAUAAUUGUGAAUAUAAUUUUAUUAAGGAAAAUGAAGACAUUAAAAAUAAAAUGUUAUGUGGUGAAGAGGAAAAUGUAAAAUUAUGUGAAAAUAAAAAGAAUAAAAAUAAAUCAUUAGAUAAUGAUUCUAAUUAUAAUAAGGAUGCAAUUAAAAAUUUUAAUUAUGUUGGCUGUAAUAAGGAUUUAAAUGAUGAAAAUAAAACAUGUAAAAAUAUAGAAAGUGUUAAUCAGGAAAAUCUAAAUUGUAUGAGUUCUACAAAAUGUAAUUCUUUAAAGGAAAAAAAAAAUACAGAGGAAGGAAAUUUUAAUAAUAAUAUAAAAAGUGUAAAAUUAAUGGAUAAUUGUGAAUGGACAGAAAAUAAAAAUUUCUUUAAUUUAUAUGAAAAUAUGAUUGAAAUAGAAGAAGAUGAUAUAAAAGAAAUAAUUUUUGAUUCUGUUAAUUCUGUUUGUUUUUUAUGUGGUUAUAAAAAUGCAAGUAUAUAUUGUAGUAAUGAAAAUUGUAAUAUAAAAUUUCAUUUAAAUUGUGCUUUCUAUUCAACAGUUGUAAGAAAUUUUAGUAAAAAUCAUUUUUUUCAUUAUUUGAAAUGUUUUAACUUAAUUAAAUUCAAUAAUGACACAAUUUUUUAUAAUUUCAACGAUUCAUCAAGUAGCAAUAAAGAAAAUAAAGAAAUUUUUGAAAACCGUUAUAAAGAUAUUUUUCCUGUUCAUAUAAUAUAUAAAAUGAAAAAAAUAUGGUGUAAUAAAUGUUGGAAUUUAAAAAAAGUAUACAACACCCUUUAUAUAGAAAAAAAAAACACACAUAGUAAUAAUAACGAAUAUUAUGAAAAAAAUAAAAACAAUAAAUAUAUAAAUGAUUCAGAUAAUUGUUCAAGUUAUAAUAAUAAUGCUAAAAUUAAAAUAGAAAAUGAUAUAUAUACAAAGAAUUAUUUGAGUUAUAUUAAUACUAAAAAUAAUGAUAACGAAAAUAAAGAUAUCAAUGAAAAAAAAGAUAACAUAAAAAAAUUAAAAAAUAGAAAUUUAAUUUUAAAUAAAAAAUCAGAAUGUGCAAAAACAAACAUAAGUAAAUUAAUGAAUGAAAAUGAAACAAAACAAAAUUAUCAUAUGAAUAAAAAGGAAUUAUUUAAGUAUUUAAUCCAUUUUUAUUUUGAAGAUGACUCUUACUAUGUUUUUGAUCAAAUUUUAUAUAGUAUAAAUCAAUGUAUAAAAAUAAAAUAUAAAAAUAAAUCAUUAAAUGUAUUACAAGAAAAUUUAAAUAAAAAUAAAAAAAUAGAAUUAAAAAUGCAAGAAAUAGAAAAAUUCAUUAAUAAAUAUAUUAAUAUAAAUAACGAUGUGAAUUUUAUUAGUGAUAGAUAUCAUUUAUUAUUUAAACAAAAUGUUAUGAAUAAAUCACAUAAUGAUGGAAUAAAGGAUAAUUUAAAUUAUAUAAAUAUACAAAAUAUUAUUAAUCAUAAAAAUAUUGAAAAUAUAUUAAAAUGCUACUUUAUACUAAAAAAUUUCUUAUUUAUUGGAAAAAAUAUUACUCUAAAAAAUGAAGAAUAUUUUUUCCAAAAGAAAAGUGAAAAUUAUUUUUUGAGAAACAUAUAUGAUAAUGAUCAAGUAUACAAUAUAUAUUUACCGAAUGUAUUAAAUGAAAACAAAAUUAAUUCCAUUUUGAUUAAGAAAGAAUUAAAUUUAAAAGAAAAAUGUGAUGAAAAUACUAACAGAAAUUUGUUAAAUGAAGAAAAUUUAUUUAAUAAAGAAAAUGUAAAUGAAAGUAAUAACAAAAGUAAAUUUAUAACAUUUAUAGAUGAUAUUAUUGAAGUUGAUCAUAUGAAUUAUGAUAAUAAUACAACUGAAAGACCUCUGGAAAAAAUGAAAGUAAAUAAUUCAAAUCAAGAAAAAAAAGAGGAACGAAUAAAAAAUAUAAAUCUUUAUUUUGAAUUAAGUGAUAAAAUUAAAAAAAUAAGAAUAACAAAAUUUCAAGAUGUUUGUAAAUACGAUGAAAAAAGUGAGAAAAGCAAAAAGUAUGAAAAUUUUGAUGAAAAAAACGAAGAAAAAAAAAAUAAUUUUAUUUCAAAAUAUAAUAAUCCAAAUUCAGAAAAAAAUGAAAAUAUACUAGAAAUCAAUAAUAAAAAUGAUAUGAAGGAGAAAAAAGAAUACUUUUUAAAUAUGAUCAUAAAUAAAAAUAAUGAUGUAUAUAUAAAAAAAAUUAAUGAUAUAUAUUUCUCCAAAUAUAAAAAGAAUACAUAUAACAAUGUUAAUAAAUGUAAAUCAAAAAUUAUUAAGAUUGGAUGUCACAACAUUUUAAGUAUUGGUGAAAUAUUAAAAUAUGAUGGAGAAAAAAUGAUAUAUCCAUGUGGUUUUUUAAAUAUGAGAAUAUUUUUCAAUCUACCUUCUUUCUUUUUAUUUUAUAUUUAUAAAAAUGUGAAUAUUAAUGAUUUAGUUAUAAAAAAAAAAAUAUUAGAAGAAAUAUUUCUACAGAUACGAGCAACCUAUAUUUUUUCUAUUACAUUAAAGAAUAAUAAUUUCUUUUUCUCUGUUAUUUUAUUUCCUUUAAUAAGUAUAGAUUAUUUUUCAGAAGAAGAUGCAAAAAAAUUUAUUUUAGCAGAAGGUUAUGAUAUAAAUGAAGUUUAUAUGAAAUUUUUAUCUCUUUUUAAUUGUAGCUGUGAUAAAUACACAACUGACGAAUAUAUAAAAUUCACUAUGAAAUAUAAACAUAUAUAUAAGUAUUUGCAAAAUUAUAUUUAUAAAUUGGUUGAAUAUAAUAAAUUAAUUGACGUUCAUGAUUUUUUUGGUUUAACAUUGCCUUGUGUAAUAUAUCAAAUAAAAUACAAACUUUUCAAAUUUUUAUGGAAAAAUUUAAGUGAUAAAAUUAAAAAUUAUGUUAAAAAAAAAAAAGAACGAGAAGAAAGUAAAAAAAAGAUAAAGAAUAAUACAGGGGAAGUUAUUUAUAACGAUAAUUUGUUAUGUAAAUAUUCAAACUUUGAGGCAUCCAUUUUUAAAGAAAAUGAAAAAGAAAAGGAAAAAAGCAUGAGGAAAACAGUAAAAUAUAAGUAUAAUAUUAACAGUGCAAUGUCCUAUCGAUAUUUAAUGAAUAUUUCAUCAAAUUCUCGAUUGUAUGUAAAAAAAAGCAAUAUACAUGGAUAUGGGCUAUAUACCUGUGAAUUUAUUAAUGAAGGGGAGCCGGUUAUUGAAUACAUAGGUGAAUAUAUAAGAAAUAUAAUUAGUGAUAAAAGAGAAAAGUAUUAUGAUAAAAUUGAAAGUAGUUGUUAUAUGUUUAGAUUAAAUGAAAAUAUAAUUAUUGAUGCUACUAAAUGGGGUAAUGUCAGUAGAUUUAUAAACCAUAGUUGUGAGCCGAACUGCUUUUGUAAAAUUGUAACUUGUGAUCAAAAUUUAAAACAUAUUGUUAUUUUUGCAAAAAGAGAUAUUGUUGCUCAUGAAGAAAUAACAUAUGACUAUCAAUUUGGUAUUGAAUCAGAAGGAAAAAAAUUGAUUUGUUUAUGUGGUUCAAGUACAUGUUUAGGUAGAAUGAAUUAA
Molecule: messenger RNA, 19224 nt
Organism: Plasmodium gallinaceum
Lineage: Eukaryota; Apicomplexa; Aconoidasida; Haemosporida; Plasmodiidae
Gene: SET1
Product: SET domain protein, putative
Exons: 6
Coding region: 1-19224 (6407 amino acids)
Cellular component (GO): Set1C/COMPASS complex
Molecular function (GO): histone H3K4 methyltransferase activity; protein binding
Source: RefSeq, a predicted model, not a curated record